Molecule: messenger RNA, 1209 nt
Organism: Lithohypha guttulata
Lineage: Eukaryota; Fungi; Ascomycota; Eurotiomycetes; Chaetothyriales; Trichomeriaceae
Exons: 1
Coding region: 1-1209 (402 amino acids)
Biological process (GO): acyl-CoA metabolic process; fatty acid catabolic process
Cellular component (GO): peroxisomal matrix
Molecular function (GO): fatty acyl-CoA hydrolase activity
Source: RefSeq, a predicted model, not a curated record
AUGGCGAGUUCAACUUCACACCCGCCAGAAUACCUGACGGACUCGGACUGGUCAAAGCGCCACCACGCGAUAUCAUUGCGCAAACUCAUGUGCCUGAAAACUGUUCCUGACAAGCCAGAUACCUUCCUCUCAACAUCGGCCGCAUUUCCACCAACACCUGCACCACGCGCCUAUGGUGGUCACGUCUUUGCGCAAUCAGCCUGGGCUGCUGCACAUACCGUUCCGUUCGGGCUGCAUGUCAAUAGUGUCACGGGUUACUUCCUCCUGAUAGGUAAUACUCAUUAUGCAUUCGAAUAUCGAGUGCGCAGGGUCAGAGAUGGAGGUGUGUAUUGUUUGAGACAGGUGGAGGCAUUCCAGAACAGCAAGGAGGGAGAUUUUGGUAAGACGCCAGUCUUCAUAGCGUUUGUAAGCUUCAAGCGUGAUGAGAGAGGCAAGCAUAGACCAGGUGCUAGGGGGCAGAGAAAGGACUUUCAGCAUCAGGAACUGCUGCCCGGUUACUUGAUGGAGGAGUACAGUCGAGUGUUAGGCAGGAAAGGACGGUUCGAAGAGUGGCCGUUGUGCCAAGGUAUGGACGGUAUAUUUCCAGCUGGUGGUAUGAGCCUUGAGAAGUGGAAGCAGAGGGGUAACGCCUACCCUGGACUGGAGAUGAGAAAGGUCGAUAUGACUGGAUACAAUGUAAAGGCUGUUGCAGGGGCCAUUGACGAUAAUGGUGAAGCGGCGAGGAAGUGGAGGCUGCUGAUAUUGUAUCGUAUCGUGCUCGACGAGGAGGAAGAAAUGCAGCACGUGAAGGAGUUGGCGGCCGAAGGUAAGCAGAAAAAGACUGGUGCCGAUGAUGUAUUGAAUUUGCAUGCUAUUGGUCACUUGUACGCUUCCGAUCGCAACAGUCUCUUCCUGGCGCAGCGUGCCCUGGGUUUUGAGAAGCAAUUGGGCCAAGUCGGUUCGCUGUCACAUACUGUCAACUUCCACACGCAUGCAUCGGCUUUGUCCAUGGUAGACACAAAAGUUGGCCGAAGGAAAGAGUAUGCGCAAGAGGCUUGGUGCAGUAAUAGUGGUGCUGAUCGAGUGUGUCAUAACAGUAGACUUUGGGACGUCGAGACUGGUCAGAUUCUGGCGAGUACGGUCCAGGACGGUAUGAUGAGGAUGCCAGUUGACUGGAACGGGGAGAUAAUAGACGGAGAUGCGAUAUUGAGAAAAGAAGCCAAGUUGUGA